Echinostoma caproni is the source of this 1140-nucleotide messenger RNA. The record is from the annotation of a GenBank genome assembly. Lineage: Eukaryota; Metazoa; Platyhelminthes; Trematoda; Plagiorchiida; Echinostomatidae.
AUGCAAAUUUUAUGCGGAGCAUCUCUACCCAAAUGGAUCAACCGACUGGCCAGUGUCGGCGCCAAACUACCAUUUGUGGAACGAUCCAUACCGAAAAUGUGGCUAACACCACGCCCGUUAGAGGAACUUAGCGUGCCACAUUCGGACCGAGCGAAUACAAAUGCAGACAUCGGAUCCUGUUCUUGUCCUAUGCUUGCUGACAAAGCUACAUCCUCGCGGGAGCCGAGCCCUAGCAAAAAUCGUCCGAACCCCUUCUCCCGUGUGCACCACACACUGUCACGCCGCUGGAAUCAAUCCGAUCGUCCCGGUAGUUCUGUAUCUUGUCGUGGGCCACCUAACCGGACAAACUCUAUAGCCGGUACUGGAUCACUGAUGACAUUGGCCGACUCAUUAGAUGCAAGUUUAAAUUUACAGUCAGUCAAUUCAAGGCAUUCGUCCCGUAAAGCAUUCAGACGUUUCUCUGCUCAGUCGCAAUCACGUGAUGGAGAUAGCAGCAUCAAUUCAAGAAACUCUAAAUUGAUCGGUACCGUCCCACGUGACCCGGACGAAAUGGGGUCUACUGUUCACAAUGGAUCGUCCGAGCUGCACAAAAGUGCGCAAAAUGAACCCGAAUCCGCACCCACUNCUCUGGACUGCUGUCCCGACGCAAAACGUCGUUAUAGCUUUCUCAGUCGGUUUCUUUUUCCCAUCCCCUCAACCCUAACCACGCGUCGCCCAUCCUCGCUCUAUGCCCCUUCAGAUCGUAGCAAUGGUUCCGGUCGAACACUUUCCUCAAUCCACUCUCAGGACAUGUUGUAUCGUGUAUCAUCCACAGGCUCAUUGACUCCAGAAAACCCUGCUACAUCCCGACGCAGUUCAACGCGACGACUAACCGAUCUGGCUGCCCUGCACAAUCACGGUACGGCCGUGAUGGAACAACCUGUGGCACAUAAAUCACGUCACUAUUCCUGCCGGCGGUCGUCGAAACCCGUGACGAUGACACGCAAGUCCCACGGGACUACUAGCUGCACACACGCACUGACCACUGGACUGUUGACACGUUUGCAAAAUCUGUGCGGGACAGCACAACUCCAUGAUUCGCUCCAUCCGAGUCCUACUUUCGACUCCGAAACAAACAGUCUAAAAAAUAGUGCAUUCUGA